AUGGACAAAACUAUGAUGUUUCCGGUGGAGAAGUACACAGCCGGUUGGAUAUGUGCCAAACAAGUGGAAGUUGGCGUCGCAUAUCGUAUGCUGGAUAAGUCUUUCGAAACCCCUGAGAAUAUUGCGGAUAGCGACAAUAAUCAGUACAGAUGUGGUCGCAUCCGCAACCACUUCGUUGUCAUUGGCCAUCUGCCUCCUGGCGUUAAAGGAAGCAGCUCAGCUGCGACGGUCGCUCAAGACAUGAGAAGAACCUUUCCUCGGCUGAAAUUCGUCCUCAUGGUAGGGAUCGGUGGCGGCGUUCCAACACGAAGAGAUAUCCGUCUCGGUGAUGUUGUCGUCAGUGUGCCGGAGGGUCUAGAUGGGGGCGUUGUAUCAUACGACGUUGGGAAACGGCUGUCGCAAGGAGUUUUUCAGCUGGCAGGGCACUUGAACAAACCUCCGAAAAAUCUACUGAGUGCUAUUACCACGAUCCAACAAGCGCUGGACGACCCUAGCGAGACAGAUGAGGUCUCCGCGCAUCUUGGGCGAAUACACGGUAUGGACGGAUACGAGCGUCCUGCCGUGGAUCGGCUGUUUGAUAGUGAUUACGAGCACCAAGGAGAGGAAGAAGAUCGUUGCGUCAAGUGCGACCGGGAGCGGUUGCGAAAGCGUGAUCCUCGCAAGAGUCAGCGGCAAAUCACCGUCCACCAAGGAAGGAUUGCCUCCGGAAACUCAGUUAUGCGAGAUGCAAAAGCGAGGGAUGAAUAUGCAAGAAACUGCGACAUCCUGUGUUUUGAGAUGGAAGCUGCUGGUCUAAUGGAUAAUGUUCCAUGUCUCGUCAUUCGGGGUAUUUCGGAUUAUUGUGACUCGCACAAGAGUGAUGAGUGGCACAAGUACGCGGCACUUGUUGCUGCAGCAUAUGCGAGACAGCUGCUUUUGGUUCUGAGGGCAGAUGGGCGGAAUGAUCUGCCGUCUUGGGAGAAUCAAACAGGGGAUGGUGAGGACAGAAGUUCAAGAUAUCUUCUCGAAAGGUUUCUGAACACCUCGAAAAGAGAGACCGAAGAAGAGCGCAACUUGAUACUCGAUUGGCUGACCACAUUGGAUCAUAGUGGCAGGCAGAAUGAUCACCUCCGGCGACGAAAGCCUCGCACCUUCGAAUGGUUUAUUGCCGAUUCAAGAUUCCAGAUAUGGCUCCGUACGGAGAAACGAACUUUAUUCUGCUGGGGCAGCCCUGGGGCAGGGAAGACGACGUUGAGCUCCGUGGUCGUCGAUCACCUGCGCAGCCAAUACGCAGAGAGUUCAAAUGUCGGCAUCGCAUACAUAUACUGCAGUUUUCAAGAAGAGAAAACGGUCGAAGAUAUGCUCGCAUGUCUACUGAAGCAACUGGUUUUUAACAGAAGUCCGCUGUCUGAGGCGGUUAAAUCUCUCUAUGACAACCAUACCAGGUGGCGCACACGGCCUACACCUCAAGAGCUUUCCGACACCCUGCUUGCCGAAGUUCAGCUACUCGCAAGAGUUUUCAUAGUUGUUGAUGCCUUGGAUGAGUGCUUGCCGUUCAACACGUCCUUGAAAGCAUUAUUGUCGGAGUUAUUCAGCAUCCAGGCUCGAGGAAAUAUAAAUCUCUUCACCACCUCCAGACCUCUCAUGCAGAUCUCAUGUCUUUUCCACCCAAGUGCGUCACUAGAGUUCCGUGCAAGCGAGGACGAUCUACGUAUAUAUGUGGAAAGCGCAAUGGGAGAUCUUCGGAAGGUUGUUCACAACAACACAGAGUUGCAAGAGAAGAUUAAGCAGACGAUACCGAAGGCUGCGGACGGAAUCUUUCUCCUUGCCGAGUUGUAUUUUGGGUCGUUAAGCGACAAGAUAUGUGCCAACGACAUUGAGUUUGAGCUCAUGGACUUCGAGGAACAGGGUCGGGAUUGUGGGGAGGAUAAAGCCGAGGUGCUCGACAACUACUACGGCCGAGUAAUGAAUAGAAUUGAGCGGCAAAAGCCAGGACUCAGAACUUUGGCAAUGAAAGUACUUUCUUGGCUCACGCAUGCGAGGCGGCCUCUUGCCAUAUCGGAAGUUUGUGAAGCACUUGCUACGAAACCCGGAAAAUCCGAGCUGAAUAUUGGCGACUUCCCAACGUUGGAAGACAUAAUAUCCACGUGCGCCGGACUCGUUGUGGUUGAUGCAAGGGGCAUUAUAAUACGUCUCAUCCACUACACGGCGCAGCAGUAUUUGUCUAGAAAGCAGUGCUUUUCGACUUCUGAGUCGGAUAUUGCGAAAACUUGCCUCACAUACCUGAUGUUUGCAGCUUUCGAAAGCGGCCACUGUAUAAGUAAUGAGGAGCUCAAGCAGCGAUUGGAGUCCAACCGUUUCUAUGGAUAUGCUACCCGAAACUGGGGUUAUCACGCUCAGCGUGCCGGCGGCAGUUUGCAACUCUCUCAAGCAAUCACCCGGUUCCUCCAAGACGACGCAAAAGUUGAGGCAUCCGUCCAGGUACUCUUCACUGAUUUGCAGCACCCGAGACAGCAUGGGUAUAGUGAAAGUGUUCCACGGGGAUUCACUGGUCUGCACCUGGUGGCAUUACUUGGCGUGACAAGCAUUGCUCCCGAAAUACUCAGUAGGAAUCGCCUGAAUGCCAGAGACAGCCGGGGCAGAACACCAUUAUUAUAUGCCGUUGAGAAAGGUCACAUCGAAUUCGUCACGCUUCUGCUUAAUAACGGCGCUGAUAUCGAUUCAAGAGACAGCACUGGCUGGACACCACUAUUGAUGGCGGCCUUGCGGAGAUGGGACGACAUAGCUGAUCUGCUAGUUGCCCGAGGGGCCAAGUACAACUUGGAAAUAGGCUGCCAAGGUCACACGCCGCUUACGUAUGCGGCAUCGAUUGGUAACGAACAGUUCGUCAAGAUCCUCCUGAGUAAAGGGGCCAAUCCCGACGGGAAGGAUCCUGCACAUAAACGAACGCCGCUGAUCUGGGCCGCGAAGAACGGACAUCUCGCGGUAGUGAGAUUGCUCCUUGACAAAAAGGUGAAUCUGGGAGCAAGCGACCAUGAUUUGGGCCAGACUGCUCUUAUGUGGGCAUCUAAGGAGGGACAUAUUCCCGUCGUUGACCUCCUCCAGGAGAGAGGAGCCAAUUUUCCGGCGACGGAUAGCGAUGUGGCCUGA
Molecule: messenger RNA, 3129 nt
Organism: Pochonia chlamydosporia 170
Lineage: Eukaryota; Fungi; Ascomycota; Sordariomycetes; Hypocreales; Clavicipitaceae
Product: ankyrin repeat-containing protein
Exons: 3
Coding region: 1-3129 (1042 amino acids)
Biological process (GO): nucleoside metabolic process
Molecular function (GO): ATP hydrolysis activity; protein binding
Source: RefSeq, a predicted model, not a curated record